AUGGCCGGAGAUUCAGCCGCGAAAACAACAUUGCAGUCCGACAGUGAAGGAUAUACGCGCCUACACAUCACGCCACUGGAUGCCGACCUUCUGAAAGUCGUAGUCCCCGCCGCCGUCCUGCCGCAAGCCCGCAACAUCUCCUAUCACAACCUCGAGACCCUUCCCGAGAAGCGAUACGGCUUUGUCGAGCUGCCCCUCGCCGACGCCGACAAGCUGCGCAAGAAGCUCAACGGCGCAACUCUCAGGGGCACCAAGGUGCGCAUUGAUCAAGCCCGCCCUGAGUCGAUACACGAACCCAACGGCGGCGCCAUGGCAGACGAAAACAAGGUCAAGAAGCCCAAGAAGGAGAAGAAGUCCAAGCUCAAGGAGAGCGAAAAGUUCAAGAAGCGCAAGUGGGAGGGCGAGGAGGUCGAGGGCGCCGUGAUUCAGGACCGCAAGAUCAAGCGUGGCUGGACCGUUACAGAGAGCGACAAGAUUCAGGAGAAGCGCAGGGACAGGAACAAGAAGGGCAAGGAUGCCGACGGCAAGAAGGAGAAGAAGCUCAAGAAGAGAGAGGUCAAGUCAAAGUACACGGACGCCCCCGAGUGUCUGUUCAAGCAAACAUUGCCAGAGCCCCCAAGCGAGAGCAAGAAGGCCGACGAGGAGGAGGAGGAUGAGCCGAAGCGCAAAAAGAGAAAGGGCGCUCGCCAGGUUGUAAUGCACGAGUUUGAAAAGACGCACAAGUAUCCGACAUUCCUGAAGUCGAGCACAGCGACGACGGAAUCGAAGCCUUUGACUUUUGAGGACGGCAAGGGCUGGGUCGACGAAGAGGGCAAUGUGGUGGAAUCACAAAACAUCACAAGGCCAUCAUUUGCAAACGUCAAGGUCGGAUUUAAACAAAUCGCCAAACCGGCACCCGUGGAUGACGACGAUACCAGCAGCAGUGGCUCAUCUUCAGACUCGGAUAGCGAUUCAGAUGAAGUUGUGAAGCCGACUGCGCCCAAGAAGGAAACAAAGUCUACUCCAGUCCAGCAAGCCGACGAUACAACGAGCAGUAGUGGCUCAUCCUCGGAUGAUUCCGACGAUUCUUCGGACGAGGAACCAGCACCAAAAGUCCCUGUUACGAAGACAAAAGCAGCAGCUCCCGCGGCCCUCAAGACUAACGCCCCUCUGGCUGAUGAUUCCGAUGGCACAAGUAGCAGCGGUUCAUCUUCAGAAAACGAGUCUGAUUCAAACGAAUCCCCAGUGAAGCAAAAGCCCAAAAGGCUCCAGGUCGAUACGCAAACCCCAACUAGUCCCGCAACUGCGGCCAAGAAUGAUUCAGCUCGUCCAAAGUCCUCUGGCUCAGCUGCGAGUCUCACGAUUCAGAUCCCACCAGUGACGCCAGCAGCUACCAAGGUGCAUCCUCUCGAGGCUCUGUACAAGAGACCCGCUGGUACAGAAGCCGAACCGGACGCUGGCUUUAGCUUCUUUGGAAACAAUGACGAUAUCGAGGAAGAUUUGGAUGAGGCUGCUGCUCCCAGCAGUCAAGUCCCCAUGACACCAUUCAGCAAACAAGAUUUUGAGGUCAGAAACAUUCGCAGUGCUGCACCCACGCCUGAUACUGCUCAUCCGAGUCGAUCUUACAAUUUAUGGCCGCGACUUGGAGAAGACGACAUUGCUGAAGAGGAUGAGGAGGACGAGGAGGGUGAAGAUGCCGGCGAGGAUACCACCAUGACUGAUGCUACCACGCCCGGAGCCUCCGCCGAUAAGUCCAGUUCUAAGAGCGAGUUCCAAAAUUGGUUUUGGGAGCAUCGUGGUGAUUUGAACCGGUCGUGGAAGAAGCGUAGAAAGACGGCGAGCAAGGAGAAGCGCAACCGGGAGAAUCGUGCCCGCGCAGCAAGGGCUAUAUAG
Pestalotiopsis fici W106-1 is the source of this 1872-nucleotide messenger RNA. RefSeq lists its product as uncharacterized. The transcript has a single exon. NCBI's taxonomy places the organism in Eukaryota, Fungi, Ascomycota, Sordariomycetes, Amphisphaeriales, Sporocadaceae. The record is from RefSeq and is a predicted model, not a curated record. Bases 1 to 1872 code for a protein of 623 amino acids.